AUGAUCCCCAUCCGGGACCGGCUCACGGAUGUGCUCACAUGGAAACUGCUGACCAGUGGGACGGGAGGGGGUAUAGGGGGCGGACACUCGCUCACCUCAUCCCUAGACAGUGGCAGUCCGUCGCCGCCCUGGACUACGACCUCACCGUCCGAUUCGCACAGCGAUAGCGAGGGUCACGACUGUCUCGAAGCCAACGUUUAUAUCGAUUUGAAGGGCAAAAGUCUGGGCUGUUCUGUGGUUAAGGGACCGCCUAAUUCACCAGGUAUUUUCGUGCAAAGCGUGAAAAGCGGCGAAAUCGCGGCCCAGAGUGGGCUAGAAGUGGGCGAUCAGAUCAUAGCCGUGAACGGCGUCGACGUGUUGCACAUGGAGUUCAGUGACGCCAUCACUAAACUCAAGUCAUUGCCGGCCAUGACUUUGAUGGUG
Molecule: messenger RNA, 423 nt
Organism: Oppiella nova
Lineage: Eukaryota; Metazoa; Arthropoda; Arachnida; Sarcoptiformes; Oppiidae
Source: the annotation of a GenBank genome assembly